AUGCAAGGCUUGGCUCGAUACGUGUUUCAAUCAGAAAACACAUUCUGUAGCGGCGAUCACAUUUCGUGGCACAGUCCGUUGGACAACAGCGAGUCUAGAAUCCAGCAUAUGCUACUCACAGAGGACCCUCAGAUGCAGCCCAUGCAGACCCCCUUUGGUCACAUCAGCUUCCUUCAGAUUGUGGGUGUUUGCACAGAGGAGCUGCAGGCAGCGCAGCAGUGGAACGGUCAAGGCAUUCUGGACCUGCUGAGAGGAGUGCACAUUGCUGGGGGUCCAUGGUUAAUCACUGAUAUGAGAAGAGGGGAAACUAUAUUUGACAUUGAUCCACACUUGCAACAGGAACGAGUGGAUAAAGGCAUAGAGACGGACGGCUCUAACCUGAGCGGGGUCAGUGCCAAGUGCGCCUGGGAUGACUUGAGCCGACCUCCCGAGGAUGAGGACGACAGCAGGAGCAUUUGCAUUGGGUCACAGCCACGCAGGCUGUCCGACAAAGACACAGAACAGAUUAGAGAAGCCCUGAGGAAAGGACUGGAGAUUAACAGCAAGUCUGUCCUGCCUCCCAUCAGCAGUCAGAAGCACAGUCACGACCGGCCACAACAAUCAGUUGGACAUUUCCAGACCCAGCAGAUAUCAAGGAGCCGUAAGGACAGUCUAGAGAGUGAGAGUUCGGCUGCUAUUGUCCCUCAUGAGUUGGUGCGAACACGACAGCUGGAAAGCGUGCAUCUGAAGUUCAACCAGGAGUCUGGGACUCUUCUCCCACUGUGCCUCAGAGGUCGUCUGCUUCAUGGCCGUCAUUUCACAUAUAAAAGCAUUAAUGGAGACACGGCAAUCACCUUCGUAUCCACUGGGGUAGAAGGGGCCUUUGCCACAGAAGAGCAUCCAUAUGCUGCUCAUGGACCAUGGUUACAGAUACUACUUACUGAGGAGUUUGUAGAGCAGAUGCUAGCUGACGUUCAGGAUUUGAGCACCCGUGAAGUGUCUAAGCUGCCGAAGGAGUACAGCUGGCCCGAUAAGAAGAUAAAGAUCUCUGUCCUGCCAGACACAGUGUUUGACAGCCCACUGCAGUAAGACUGGGAGCACAUUGUCCCUGAUUACAAACCCACAUCUACAGAAAGCAGCUCAACUCUUUUGCCAGGCUCAUGUGCCUACAGAUGGCUGAAGGAAACAGACAUUCAGACACGUCCCCUUUUCCCAGAGAGCAUCGUAGAUGAUUGCACAUGACACAGAACAUUUUGUACAUGUACAACAUUUUGUAUGGUCCGUUAUACCACUUGUCUUUGCAUUGGUCUACCUAAGGGAAAAAAUGGUGAUUUGAUGGUUUUUUUGUUUUUCUGGUCUCCGU
Sinocyclocheilus rhinocerous is the source of this 1342-nucleotide messenger RNA. Its product is annotated as suppressor of fused homolog. Bases 1 to 1068 code for a protein of 355 amino acids. Gene Ontology annotation, molecular function: transcription factor binding. The record is from RefSeq and is a predicted model, not a curated record. The transcript is spliced from 11 exons. Lineage: Eukaryota; Metazoa; Chordata; Actinopteri; Cypriniformes; Cyprinidae. Gene Ontology annotation, cellular component: nucleus; cytoplasm.